GAGAUUAAUGUCAUUCCAUCUGUCCCCAUAGAUUUUUCCCACUUGAAGCAAAAACCUGAGAAUCUCCCUAAGUGCAUAUGCUGCUGAAUGGAGCAUCCAGUCUUCCUCUAAAUGACUGUCUUUUUUACACUUUUACACAGCCUGGGCCUACUGUGGGCCAGUCAUCUGCUUUCUUUGCCAAAGCUUGAACAUGAAUACAGCAAUGUCAACUCAAAGGCUUACUAGAAACUCCCAGCUACGAAACAGAAUUUCUCAAGGCAAUAAUAGUCGUCAGACCAGUCUCUUAGACUGGAAGGUGAAAGACAAAUCAGGCAACUCCAAGAGUGUCUCGAAAGAAAUCAGUUCGAUGGAAGAUUCUAAACAUGCUGAUGAGCAAACUGAAGAUGCUCUGCAGAUAGCCAUAGGAUACUUCCAGAAAGGUCCUAAGAAAGCUUCACUGAGUAAAGAUAUGGUCUUGGGAAAACACUUGAAAACCGUGGAAAAUGUGGCUUUGAACAACGGCUUAGCUCCAGAAGCAAUUGAUAUUUUAUUGAAUGUAGCACUCAGUGGCAAGUUUGGGAAUGCUGUAAACACACGGAUAUUGAAGUGCUUGAUUCCAGAAACUCACAUAGCCGAAGACUCUGUGCUUAAGGCAGUAUCCUGGCUCUGUGUUGACAAGUGUUCUGGUAAUAUCAAGGUACUUUUUUAUCGUUGGUUGGUUGCAAUGUUUGACUUUAUUGAUCAUAAGAAGCAAAUUAAUUCACUGUAUGGCUUCUUUUUUGCUUCAUUGCAAGAUGAUACUCUGUGCCCUUAUGUUUGCCAUUUGUUAUAUUUACUGACCAAGAAAGAGAAUGUCAAACCAUUUCGUGCGAGAAAAUUGCUUGAUCUCCAGGCCAAAAUGGGAAUGCAGCCCCACCUCCAGGCUUUGUUGUCACUGUAUAAGUUCUUCGCUCCUGCUUUGAUUUCUGUAUCUUUGCCUGUAAGGAAGAAGAUGUUUUUUAAUAAUUCAAGAAAUCUGUGGAGUUCAGCUCUCCUUGCUGUGAAGCUUAGGAACCAAGGAGUUUUUCCGGAACCUCUAAAGCUUCCAUUAGGUCCAACUACUGGCCAUUCUCUAAAAAGAAAAUGGAAUUCUCACUCAGUUAUACCAGCACUAAAUUCUGCAAACAAAGACUAUGGAGAAAAGCAGAUGAGUCUGUUUGAUUAUCUCAGCAGUGAUAGGUCACUUCCACUAGAACAGCUUCAACGUUUCCCUCAACUUUUAGAGAACAUUCAUUGCUUAGAGCUACCUUUUCAGAUGAGCUCAGUGCUAAACAGCUCUCUGCUACUUCACUAUAUUAAUUGUGUCAAAGAUGAGUCGAUCUUACUGAGGCUUUCUUACUGGUUGAGUCAAGCAUUACAAGAAGAAUGUGUGUGGUAUAAUAUGAAUAAUUAUGAACAAGAAAAGGAAUUUAUAAACUUCCUGGACAUGGUCAUCAAUGUGCAGUGCUUCUUACAGGAGGGAUUUUACUCCUGUGAGGCAUUCUUGUAUAAAAGCCUGCCUCUCUGGGAUGGCUUCUCUUGUCGGUCACAGUUCCUUCAGCUUCUGGCCUGGAUCCCAUUCAGUAGCUUCUCUGAGGUGAAGCCACUUCUUUUUGAUCAUCUAGCACCUCUCUUCUUUACAUCAACCAUUUAUUUCAAGUGUAGUGUUCUUCAAAGUCUGAAAGACUUACUGCAGAAUUGGCUGUUGUGGCUCUCUACAGAUGCCCAUGUGCAACCCACGACAGAUAGUCCACUAGAGACAACUUUGGGUGGAUCCAUGAGUUCUGUGUCUGAAUUAAUUGAGUACAUUGGCUGGCUGUCCAUGGUAGCAGUGCGCUUGGAGAGCAGCAGUACAUUACUGUUGCACUUUAUUUUGGACUUCUAUGAGAAGGUGUGUGACAUAUAUAUUAAUUAUGACCUUCCACUGGUAGUGUUGUUUCCUCCUGUGAUCUUCCAUUCUGCACUCCUAAGUCUGGAUGCCACUAUCUUGAACCAACUCUGCUACAUUAUGUACAGGUAUCGUGAAAAUUUAACAGCUGCCAAAAAAAGGAACUCUUUGCAGAAGGCAAAAUCAGAGUUCAAUCUCAGCAGCAAGGUCUGCAAAGAAUUUAAUUACUAUUUGACAACUAUGGUUUGUUGCCUAUGGAUGUCCAGACCAUUUGAAAAAGGAGUAUACAUUGAUCCCCAAAUCAUAGAAAAUACUGGAGAAGCAGAGUAUAAAAACACCUUAAAUUUUGUCUACCAUCCUUCUCUAUUGAGCUAUGCAGCUUCCUUUUUGCUACAGGAGAGCCCAGAAGAAAUGACAGUACACCUGAGCUCUAUUCAGGGAAAGAAAUGGAACUGGUAUUUGGACUAUUUAUAUUCAGAGGGUUUUCAAAGCUUAAAACUUUUCAUAAAAAGUAGUAUCCAUUGUUCUUCUGUAUCCAAAACAGAGAAAACCACAUGGUAGACACUGACAUUAACAAAUGCCAUGCUGGACUAAAUUUCUCACUGCUAGAGAGGCUAAGUAGUUCAGCAUGAGUUUCCAUAUCCAUUUUCCAAGUCGAUUACUAUUUUUAAGGAGCAUUGAGACUGGCCUUCUGUCCAUGGCUCAGGAGAGCCUUGGUGUUUACUAACUUAAUUUUAGUAUUCAGAUUUUAAGGUUACUAAUGAAAAAUAAACUCUUCAUCAUCCAAUUCUGCCUUCACUGAAUUAUACAUGAAGAGACACAUCUGCUUUCUAGUAGGAAAUUUGCUUUGUGUUUUUGUCUGCUAUGUUAGUGGAAGAGAACAAGCAAUAUAAAUUGUUACUCCUCAGACAUACUUACACAGAAUACUCUGCAAUCUCUGAAGUCCUGGGGAUAUUUUGCUUUUCUAGGAUACUAAUAAUAGUAUGCAGCCCGUGUGACUCUUAGCAGUACCGAGAAGCUGAUGACUACCUGGGCCUGCAUUGGCAGUAGUUGUAUGAGGGAAGGGAGAGGAAAAGGUGAAGAAAUUCUAUUUUAUUUGUUUAAUUUCCUGAAAGCACUAUAUUUGAAUGUAUAUGUGUAUGUAUGUAUUUAUGUAUAUAUUCAGAUUUUAAAUGGCCAGGCCUAAAUAAACUAUGUUUAGCUUUA
Molecule: messenger RNA, 3091 nt
Organism: Grammomys surdaster
Lineage: Eukaryota; Metazoa; Chordata; Mammalia; Rodentia; Muridae
Gene: Cenpi
Product: centromere protein I
Exons: 22
Coding region: 191-2446 (751 amino acids)
Cellular component (GO): kinetochore
Source: RefSeq, a predicted model, not a curated record